This is a messenger RNA of Cinclus cinclus, 1254 nucleotides long. It is a transcript of the gene CASP3, whose product is annotated as caspase 3. The transcript is spliced from 8 exons. Gene Ontology annotation, cellular component: cytoplasm. Gene Ontology annotation, biological process: neuron differentiation; keratinocyte differentiation; erythrocyte differentiation. NCBI's taxonomy places the organism in Eukaryota, Metazoa, Chordata, Aves, Passeriformes, Cinclidae. Bases 182 to 1033 code for a protein of 283 amino acids. The record is from RefSeq and is a predicted model, not a curated record.
CGCGGCGGUGGCGGAAGGAGCAGGCGGCGGAGCCGGAAAUUUCCUGUUUGCUGCAUUACGUAACACAGUUGUCAAGUCUGGAAUAAUUUGGUGAAGAUUUAAUUACAUCAGUGCUCUAAAAUAAUAUUCAGAAUAACAGUGAAGAUCUUUUGAAGUCACUAAAAUCUGAUAGUUGAAAGCAAUGAUGACAGACAUAGGAGAUGGACCACAUUUGGGGCAGGAUCUGACAGAUGCAAAAUCUAUUCCAGGUUUUAAGGGAAAGAACCUACCUGCCAGCAAGUCUAUGGACUCUGGAAUUCUGCCAGACUACAGUUACAGAAUGGAUUAUCCAGAGAUGGGGGAAUGUGUAAUAAUAAAUAAUAAGAACUUCCACAGACAUACUGGGAUGUCACCUCGUUCAGGUACAGAUGCAGAUGCUGCAAGUGUCAGAGAAGUUUUUAUGAAGUUGGGAUAUAAAAUAAAGAUCAACAAUGAUCUUUCAUGUCAGGACAUUUUUGAACUAUUGAGGAAUGUUUCUGAAGAAGAUCACAGCAAGCGAAGCAGUUUUGUUUGUGUGUUGCUAAGCCAUGGCGACGAAGGAUUGAUCUAUGGUACAGAUGGGCCUCUUGAGCUGAAAACACUAACAGGCCUUUUCAGAGGUGACAGGUGCAGAAGUUUAGCAGGAAAACCCAAGCUCUUUUUCAUUCAGGCUUGUAGAGGGACAGAAUUAGAUUCUGGUAUUGAGACAGACAGUGGACCAGAAGAAACGAUGUGUCAGAAAAUACCUGUAGAGGCAGAUUUCCUGUAUGCCUACUCUACAGCUCCAGGCUAUUACUCCUGGAGGAAUUCAGCUGAAGGCUCAUGGUUUAUUCAGUCACUGUGUAAAAUGCUGAAGGAACAUGCAAAGAAUCUUGAACUGAUGCGGAUUUUAACUCGUGUGAAUCGCAGAGUUGCAGAGUAUGAGUCCUGCUCAACUCGACAAGAUUUUAAUGCAAAGAAACAGAUUCCAUGUAUUGUCUCUAUGCUCACAAAAGAAUUUUAUUUCCCUUCCUAAAAUAUUUUUUCAGUUCAUGUUUUUAUCUGCAUUUUAUAUGCAACAUAAGUACAAAACAUAACUUAAAUCUGAAUAACUGUUCACUGCUGUGUGUGGCACAAUGAAGUGUCUCAAAGUUAGAUGUGUGCCUCUAGUUAGAAUUAGAACAUAGUAUGGCUGUGUAGAAAUGCAAAACUGAGUAGCUGAAGCAGAUUUGAAAGUAAUGCUUUGAGUAUAUUGCA